AUGAAAGCUCAUCUCCAAACAAAUCAUCAAGAAAUUUAUACUCGACAAUUAACAAAUUCAGUCUUAAAUGAACAAACUUCAACCAAAGAAGUCUUAAUCGAUGUUAUAGAUCUUUCAAAAUUAGGAAUCACAACUAUCCAAACUGAUGAUGAUAGUGAAUUCAAUAUCAAGAAUCUAAUGGGUUUUUUUGAUAAUUUAUCUGAAUCUGACUUUGUAAAAUUACGUGAAUAUAUUAAUGAAGUUCACAUAUAUAACAAUGAGAUAAGAAAACAACAAGAAGAAACUAAAGAAAAACUAUUAUAUUGUCGUUUAAAAUUAAUAAACUCAGUUGAAUCAAAUAGAUUCUAUGUAUAUGAUUCUAUCGAUUCUGCAUCAUUUAACAAAAGAUACAUACUAACUUUACUUACAGUUCGAUUAGAUGAAACAAAAUUCACGUUCAACAUUUCUAUUGAUUCUGUUUUCUUUGACAUCAAACUUUAUUCUAAUGAAGAUGCAUUCAACCACAUUAUGGAAUUUAAUCCUGACAGUUAUGAAAUGAUGAUCAGACAACCAUUUGAUUCUACAGAAAAACAUAAUUUUCUAUGA
Molecule: messenger RNA, 585 nt
Organism: Cetraspora pellucida
Lineage: Eukaryota; Fungi; Glomeromycota; Glomeromycetes; Diversisporales; Gigasporaceae
Source: the annotation of a GenBank genome assembly